UGAUAGGGACAUGAGCUUCCACUGCUCCAACAGUUGGAAGACCAAUUUAACACUGACCUUCAAGGGCCAGAAAUAUGUGCACAAGCUGCAAAAAAUAAGUGAUGGAAUGGAAUGGAAGCGAAAGAGCCUCAAGUUCCCAAUCUGAACAAAGCAGCCUGCUGGACUUGCCUUGUGACAUAACUCCAGAAAGCUUUCUAUUGAAGCCAAACCCCGGGGAAGAUGAUGAUGCAUGUGAUUUACUGCUGUCCCCAGCAGUUGACGAAGGUUAUUUCCCAACAGAGUCCAGCUGUCAGCUUUUCCCAGGGCCGGCUGCCAAAGCCAAGAUCGCUCUGUGGCCUUGCCUCUGUGAGGGGACAAAGCCUGCCAGCUGUGGGAAUACAGAGCAUGGUCAGCCUAGUGAAAUUGACGUUCAUGAGCAAAGGGAAGAAGGAGAAUCCAUCCUUAGAAAAUCUCUGGACACGUUCUACAGUACUUGGUGCCAGAAGAAACCCUUUGGAGGGAGUCCAGUAUAUGAGUCAACUUCACAGCGUCUGUCUCUUAAGACUGCAGAUCUUGCAGGCAAAGAGGGGAUGAAAUUUACAGUGAAGAGUCUCCAAAUUGCUCAGAUGGUUUUGAACCGAGAGGAGAAUAAAAUCUUUCAUCAGUCUCCUACCAACCACAUCUGCUUUUUGACUCCUGUCGGUGCCAGUGCUAGUUCAGAGAAAGGAAAGGUGGUCCCUGGACUCUCAGAUGAUAUUCUUCAAUUUAUCUUAAAACAGAAUGUACCAAAAUGACUCUGGGCCUGAAAGUAGUUCUAAAUUGGUAAGAUUUUUUUGAGCUAGGGAAUGAAUUGUUAAGAACAGCUUUAUAAAACCAAGAGUAUAAAGAAGGCAUGAUUAAACUGUAAAAUGUCAUAAAGCCACUGCUUUUAAUGAUAAGUAUUCCUCACGUCAAUGAUUAAAGAGUAGGUUUUCUGUGUGCAAAAAAAGCUUGUGAAUCAGACCCUGGUCCAUCUUGUCCAGAAUUAUCUAUUUUGAGUGGCAGUAACUCUCCAAGGUUCAAGCCCAGCUCUACCUAGCUUCACCAACAGAGAUUUCUUACUUUUUACACUAGUAGGUAUGUGCUGUAUAAGAGGGCUGUGCAGUGCUUCACAGGGUACCCUGAUUGCAACUCUUUGAAAACAGCCACAAAAGGGAACUUUUUAUCAUCUUUGGUGGACAUGCAAAAAAGCUAAAAAAAUUUGGGAUCAAAUACAGAUUUUAAUUCAGAAGAUCUUAAAGAUUAAUAUACAAUUGAAACCAGAGACUUUUCCUUUGGGACUGAUGGACAAACAGUUAGAAGGAACCCAUGGAACUUUGUUUUUAUAUAGGGUGACAGCAAUGAGGCUUUUAUAUGCCCAAAGGUGGAAAGAUUCAACAUCACCUACAAUGGAAGAAUGGAUGGUGAAGUUGAUGGGGUUGGCUGAGAUGGCAAAACUGACAGCUUUGAUUAGAGAAAAGACACUGACUAAUUUCAAUGCUAUUGGAAACCCCUUUGGGAUUUUUUGUGUGAAACAGAAAAAAAUGAAAUCAUGAUAUCUGGAUUUGAUCAUUAGAAUGAACAAUGGACAAUAGAAUUAAUGAAAGCUAUUUUGUAAACUUA
Candoia aspera is the source of this 1620-nucleotide messenger RNA. RefSeq names its product shieldin complex subunit 1 (gene SHLD1). Gene Ontology annotation, biological process: regulation of double-strand break repair via nonhomologous end joining. The record is from RefSeq and is a predicted model, not a curated record. The coding region runs from base 102 to 773 and encodes 223 amino acids. The transcript has 3 exons. Lineage: Eukaryota; Metazoa; Chordata; Lepidosauria; Squamata; Candoiidae.